Microthlaspi erraticum is the source of this 2268-nucleotide messenger RNA. The record is from the annotation of a GenBank genome assembly. NCBI's taxonomy places the organism in Eukaryota, Viridiplantae, Streptophyta, Magnoliopsida, Brassicales, Brassicaceae.
AUGCAAGGGUUACGAGCUUCGUCGCUUUUCCUCUGUGGUGUUGUUCUGAUCCAGCUGCUUGCUGCUCCAAUCGAUGCUCAAAGAUCCAAAAGUCCAUGGCAGACGCUCGCUGGUGAUGCUCCUCGUGUGAUAGCUCGUGGUGGAUUCUCAGGAUUAUUUCCAGAUUCGAGUCUCGAUGCAUACAAGUUCGCAAUGUUGACAAGUGUAGCCGAUGUUGUUCUAUGGUGUGAUCUUCAGCUAACCAAAGACGGAGCUGGGAUUUGUUUCCCUGAUUUAACACUGAGCAAUGCUUCAACCGUCGAAACCACUUACCCAAACCGCCAAAAAUCAUCUUACCCGGUUAACGGAGUCACCACUCAGGGCUGGUUCACCAUCGAUUUCACCUUGAGAGAUCUCAGCAAGAUUUCCUUGAUUCGAGGUAUAUUUUCUCGGUCAGACAGAUUCGAUGGAAACUCAUACCCGAUUUUGACGGUUGAUAGCUUAAACAAGCAGUUGCAACCACAGGGUCUUUGGUUAAACGUUGAGCACGAAGCCUUCUACGCUCAGCAGAACCUGAGCAUCAGCACUUUUCUCAUCACAACUUCAAAAACUGUCAUCAUAGACUUCAUCUCAUCCCCUGAAGUCAACUUCUUCAAGAAAAUCGCUGGACGUUUCGGUCGUAAUGGACCGAGCUUCGUGUUCCGGUUCCUCGAGAAGGAAGAAGUCGAGCCAACAACUAACCAGACAUACGGUUCCAUCUUGAGUAACUUGACCUUUGUCAAGAGUUUUGCUUCAGGGAUCAUUGUUCCCAAGUCUUACGUAUUGCCAGUGGAUGACAAACAGUACUUGCGUCCUGCUACAAGUUUAGUUCAAGAUGCGCACAAGGCGGGACUGGGAGUGUUUGUGUCUGGUUUUGCUAAUGAUGCUGAUAUCGCACACGACUACAGUUUCGAUCCAGUGUCUGAGUAUCUGUCUUUUGUCGACAAUGGCAAUUUCUCUGUCGAUGGUGUGCUCACUGAUUUCCCCAUAACUGCAUCUGCAUCCGUAGACUGCUUCUCCCACGUUGGCAAAAACGCUACAAAAGAAGCUGAUUUUCUUGUUAUAUCCAAAAACGGUGCAAGUGGAGACUAUCCAGGAUGUACAAACUUGGCGUAUCAGAAGGCAAUCCAAGACGGUGCUGAUGUGAUCGAUUGCUCAGUGCAAAUGUCCAGCGACGGUAAACCCUUUUGCUUAAGCUCGAUCAGCCUCGGGAACAGCACAGAUGUCGCUCAAUCUCCUUUCAGGAACCGUUCGACACCUGUUCCUGAGAUUAGCUCAGUUGGUGCGAUAUACACUUUUAGCCUCACAUGGCCUGAGAUCCAGACCUUGAAACCUGCUAUUUCAAACCCCUACAGUGUAUACAGUUUGUUUAGGAAUCCAAAAGAGGGAACUUCUGGGAAGCUUCUUUCGCUAUCUGAGUUCCUAAACUUGGCGAAGAACUCCACCUCUCUCUCCGGUGUUCUGAUCAGUGUAGAGAAUGCAGCAUACCUAAGAGAGAAGCAAGGCCUCGACGUGGUUCAAGCGGUUCUUGACACACUCACAGAGACUGGCUACAACAGCAGUAAAACCGCAAAGGUGAUGAUUCAGUCAACAAACAGCUCGGUUCUCGUUGACUUCAAGAAGCAGAGCCAGUACGAGACUGUGUACAAGGUCGAAGAAACCAUCCGUGAUAUCCUCGACUCUGCUGUAGAAGACAUAAAGAAAUUCGCCGACGCUGUAGUCGUCGUGAAAUCAUCAGUCUUCCCUGACGCCGAUGGGUUCAUCACUGAGCAAACCGAUGUUGUGACGAAGCUGCAGAAGUCUAAGCUCCCGGUGUACGUGGAACUGUUUCAGAAUGAGUUUGUAUCUCAACCGUAUGACUUCUUCUCUGACGCAACUGUUGAGAUCAACUCGUAUAUCACUGGAGCAGGUGUAGGUGGAACCAUCACCGAGUUCCCUUUCACUGCCGCAAGAUACAAAAGGAAUCUUUGUUUGGCCAGAAAAGAAAUUCCAUUUUACAUGGCACCUGUCUCACCCGGUGGCCUCUUGGGAAUUGUGAGUUCCUUACCUCCAGCGGAAGCUCCAAACCCGGUUUUCACAGAUGCUGAUGUCACUGAGCCACCACUACCUCCGGUUACAGCGAAAGCCCCAACCUCAACCCCAGGAACCCCAUCAACCAAUGCUCAAGCACCCAGCGGACAAACCAGACUCACUCUAUCUCUUCUCCUUUCUGUUUUUGCAAUGCUUCUUGCCUCUCUUCUCCUUCUGUGA